UGACUCUCGGGCUGUGUGGAGAACCCCGAGUCCCGGAAGGCGGGUCUGGCCGGGGGCGACGCUGUCCUGGCACUCGGGGCGCUGGGCUGGGGAGAUGGCCGCGCGAUGGAGCAGCGAAAAUGUGGUGGUGGAGUUCCGCGAUUCUCAGGCAACGGCGAUGUCUGUGGACUGUCUUGGGCAGCAUGCAGUGCUUUCUGGCCGCCGAUUCCUGUACAUUGUUAAUCUAGAUGCCCCUUUCGAAGGUCACCGAAAGAUCUCUCGCCAGAGCAAAUGGGACAUUGGAGCUGUGCAGUGGAAUCCUCAUGACAGCUUUGCACACUACCUUGCAGCUUCGAGUAACCAACGGGUCGACCUUUAUAAGUGGAAAGACGGCAGUGGGGAAGUUGGCACAACCUUACAAGGCCAUACUCGCGUCAUCAGUGAUUUGGACUGGGCAGUGUUUGAGCCAGAUCUCCUGGUUACCAGCUCUGUGGACACCUAUAUCUACAUAUGGGAUAUCAAAGACACAAGGAAACCUACUGUUGCAUUGUCUGCUGUAGCGGGUGCCUCGCAGGUCAAAUGGAAUAAAAAAAAUGCUAACUGCCUUGCCACCAGUCAUGAUGGGGACGUGCGGAUAUGGGACAAGCGAAAACCCAGUACAGCAGUGGAGUAUCUCGCAGCCCACCUCUCCAAAAUCCAUGGCCUCGACUGGCACCCGGACAGUGAACACAUUCUUGCUACCUCUAGCCAGGACAACUCUGUCAAGUUCUGGGAUUACCGCCAGCCUCGGAAAUACCUCAGUAUUCUCCCUUGCCAAGUGCCUGUCUGGAAGGCCAGAUACACUCCUUUCAGCAAUGGGUUAGUGACUGUGAUGGUUCCCCAGCUGCGGAGAGAAAAUAGUCUUCUCCUUUGGAAUGUCUUUGACUUGAACACCCCAGUCCAUACCUUUGUAGGACAUGAUGAUGUGGUCCUGGAGUUCCAGUGGAGGAAACAGAAGGAAGGGUCAAAGGACUAUCAACUGGUUACAUGGUCCCGUGAUCAGACCUUAAGAAUGUGGCGGGUGGAUUUCCAGAUGCAAAGGCUUUGUGCAAAUGACAUAUUAGAUGGUGUUGAUGAGUUCAUUGAGAGCAUUUCUCUUCUGCCGGAACCAGAGAAGACGCUUCACACUCAAGAUACAGAUCACCAGCACAACUCAAGCCAUGGAGAGGAAGAAGCCUCAAAGGAAGAUCCCCCUAGCAAUCUCCUGGAAGAGAGGAAGUCAGAUCAAUUGGGACUGCCUCAGACUCUGCAGCAGGAGUUCUCCCUGAUCAACGUGCAAAUCCGGAAUGUCAACGUGGAGAUGGAUGCGGCAGAUAGGAGCUGCACAGUGUCUGUGCACUGUAGCAACCAUCGUGUCAAGAUGCUAGUAAAGUUCCCAGCGCAGUACCCAAACAACGCUGCCCCUUCAUUCCAGUUUAUUAACCCCACCACCAUCACAUCCACAAUGAAAGCAAAGCUGCUAAAGAUCCUGAAAGACACUUCCCUGCAAAAAGUGAAACGCAACCAGAGUUGUUUGGAGCCCUGCCUGCGCCAGCUCGUCUCCUGCCUUGAGUCUUUUGUGAACCAAGAAGAUAGUGCUUCCAGCAACCCUUUUGCUCUCCCAAACUCCGUCACACCACCCUUACCAACGUUUGCCCGUGUCACCACUGCCUAUGGGUCAUACCAGGAUGCCAAUAUCCCCUUCCCUAGGACUUCUGGGGCCAGGUUCUGUGGAGCAGGUUAUCUGGUGUAUUUCACAAGGCCUAUGACAAUGCACCGAGCAGUUUCUCCAACAGAACCCACUCCUAGAUCUCUUUCAGCCUUGUCUGCUUAUCAUACUGGCUUGAUUGCUCCAAUGAAGAUCCGCACUGAGGCCCCUGGGAAUCUUCGUUUAUACAGUGGAAGCCCCACCCGUAGCGAGAAGGAGCAGGUCUCAAUCAGCUCCUUCUACUACAAGGAAAGGAAAUCAAGGAGAUGGAAAAGUAAGCGUGAGGGAUCGGACUCUGGCAAUCGGCCAAUCAAAGCUGCUGGAAAAGUUAUUAUCCAGGAUAUUGCUUGCCUUCUUCCUGUUCACAAAUCAUUGGGAGAACUGUACAUACUAAAUGUGAAUGAUAUUCAGGAAACAUGUCAGAAGAAUGCUGCUUCAGCCUUGCUUGUUGGGAGAAAAGAUCUUGUCCAGGUUUGGUCGCUGGCUACGGUAGCUACAGAUCUUUGCCUUGGUCCGAAAUCUGACCCAGAUUUGGAAACACCCUGGGCUCGACAUCCAUUCGGGCGACAGCUGCUGGAAUCUCUGUUGGCUCAUUACUGUCAGCUUCGGGAUGUUCAGACAUUGGCUAUGCUUUGCAGCGUGUUUGAAGCCCAGUCUAGGCCUCAGGGAGUACCAAAUCUCUUCGGGCCUUUUCCCAGCCGUUCUUCCAAUCUUGUGGUAUGCCAUAGUCGAUAUCCUAGCUUCACUUCCUCUGGUUCCUGCUCAAGUAUGUCAGACCCAGGGCUCAACACUGGUGGCUGGAACAUAGCAGGAAGAGAGGCAGAACAUUUGUCUUCACCCUGGGGAGAGUCAUCACCAGAAGAAAUACGUUUUGGGAGUUUGACCUACAGUGAUCCUCGUGAGCGAGAGCGUGACCAACACGAUAAAAACAAAAGGCUUCUGGACCCUGCCAAUGCACAGCAAUUUGAUGACUUUAAGAAAUGCUAUGGAGAAAUCCUCUAUCGCUGGGGUCUGAGAGAGAAACGAGCAGAAGUGCUGAAGUUUGUUUCCUGUCCCCCUGAUCCUCACAAAGGGAUCGAAUUUGGCGUGUACUGCAGCCACUGUCGGAGUGAGGUCCGUGGCACGCAGUGUGCCAUUUGCAAAGGCUUCACAUUUCAGUGUGCCAUCUGCCAUGUGGCGGUGCGAGGAUCAUCCAAUUUUUGCCUGACCUGUGGACAUGGUGGACACACCAGCCACAUGAUGGAGUGGUUUCGGGCCCAGGAGGUGUGUCCGACCGGAUGUGGGUGCCACUGCCUGUUCGAAAGCACUUUCUGAUCUUACAGACCGUGGGAGUGGUCAGAAAUUCUGGAGAGCCCCUUAAGUGCUGGUGACAAGCUCUCUGCCAAGAGGGAGGAGAGUUCAGGACCCACCUCUGCCUAGACGGGAGCGCGCUCCCUGCAAAGGCCACGGCGUCAGUGUUUGCAGAGAUGAGGGCAGACACAGAGCCCGGCUUCCCAUGUUGUCUGCGUCAGCUGAACUAGCAAGUUGGAAGUUUUCCAGGAGAAAAUCACCUCAAACUACUGAGCAGCAUCCUCUUAUGCCAACGCAGUGACUAAAGUCAGAUGUAGAAGACAGUCUCCAGGGCCAAAGGACAGCAGAUGUUAAUUUACUGGACAAGUAGGCCUAUGACAUCAGUGGCUUUGGAAGCUGCUACAUUUAAUGAGCUGAUGGAUAGUGAGUGGCCUUUAUAAUAAGAUACUUAAGUUAUAAAUAUAUGAUGUACUUAAGGAUUUUUAAGAUGUAUUUUUUUGUUUGUUUUUUCCUCUCCAGCUGCUGUUCCUUGGCUAAUAAAAUUCAAGUAACCAUUUUUUAAAAAAGACAGAGAAAGUUAAACAUUUCAGUGAAUCUUUUUUUCCUCUGCUUCUGAUUUAAGUUAGCUAUUUUAGAUAGUACCAAAGUCUGCUUAGAUUUUCCAAGGAGAUGCUGGUUUACUUUUGGCAUCUGACAAGAGAAAGCAGUUUGACGUUUUAGGUUCCAUCCCUGAGAAUCUUAUAAUUAUUUUUUUUAGCAAAAGGAAGAUGAGAUUGUGUCGCAGCACUGAUAUAAAGGUCUCCUAUUGCCUCUGUGCAGGUUGGCUGGCUUCCAGUAAGUACCUUUCCCUCUUCGUUUGAGCUCCUUCAAAAACAUUAACCUGUGUUUAUACAUGUUCCAACUGGUUAUGACUCAUGUGUCCACCAGUUCUUUAGAAUGAGUUUCAGCUCUUCACAUUUGGUAUGUGGCAUGGAAGAGAAAUCCUCUUUUUGGUAUUCCUAUCGACAUUUCUGUUUCUCUUUCUUAGAAUUUUGCAAUUCCAAAUUGAUUAACUUAAGGAAUAUAAGUCCUAGAAUAUGAGAGCACUGUACAUCACUAGUGUUUCAAACUACAGAUCAAGACCCAUUAAUGAAAUCUGAAAUCAAUUUAGUGGAUAAAAACUAGCAUUAAAGUAAA
This is a messenger RNA of Trichechus manatus latirostris (Florida manatee), 4171 nucleotides long. It is a transcript of the gene WDR59, whose product is annotated as WD repeat domain 59. Bases 95 to 3019 code for a protein of 974 amino acids. NCBI's taxonomy places the organism in Eukaryota, Metazoa, Chordata, Mammalia, Sirenia, Trichechidae. The record is from RefSeq and is a predicted model, not a curated record. Gene Ontology annotation, molecular function: signaling adaptor activity; protein binding. The transcript is spliced from 26 exons. Gene Ontology annotation, biological process: cellular response to amino acid starvation; positive regulation of TORC1 signaling. Gene Ontology annotation, cellular component: Seh1-associated complex; vacuolar membrane.